Messenger RNA from Peronospora matthiolae, 972 nucleotides. The record is from the annotation of a GenBank genome assembly. Lineage: Eukaryota; Oomycota; Peronosporomycetes; Peronosporales; Peronosporaceae.
AUGUUUCAUCAACCACGACAAAUGGAAACUGAACUCCACGGCUACUCGGUGGAAUUCAGUCCAUUCGUAGAUAACCUCAUUGCCGUCGCAACUGCGCAGUACUUUGGAAUCGUGGGCAAUGGACGUCAACUUGUGGUUGAGCUGCUACCGACGGGAAGUCUUUGUCCGAUACGAGCGUUCGACACUCCGCAGGGCGUGUACGACUGUGCGUGGAGUGAGAACCACGGACAGCAACUUGUGAGCUCCUGUGCUGACGGGUCAGUAAAGCUCUGGCAUUUGCAAACACGCGAUGAGUUCCCUAUACAGAACUACCACGAGCACAAGCAAGAGGUGUCUGGAGUGAAUUGGAACUUGAUUGCAAAAGACUCGUUCGCGUCGGCCUCGUGGGAUGGCAGCGUCAAGGUCUGGAGACCAGAAGUGCCACAUUCCGUACGCACUCUUGCGGAACACACAAGUGCUGUAUACAAUGCAGUUUGGAACACGCAGAAUAACUCACUUGUCGCUUCGUGUUCGGGAGAUGGCACCGUGAAGAUCUGGGACCUCAAUUGUGCGCGCUCAGUCACCACAAUCACUGGACAACAUGGCAGCGAGGUGCUUGCUCUCGACUGGAACAAGUACAACCAGUAUGAACUCGUGUCCGGAUCGGCUAAUAGCUCAAUUACUGUCCAUGACAUUCGACAUUCAGGCCGUGAGGUGCGAUUGCUCUCAGGACAUAACUACGCGGUGAAGAAGAUCAAAUGCUCGCCAUACGACCAAGACGUGGUCGCGUCCGUGUCAUAUGACAUGACGGUCGGGAUCUGGAAUACGAAGUCUCCAUAUCCGAGACUUCAGAACGCGCAACACCACAGUGAAUUCGUGUGUGGGUUUGACUUUAGCCUCUUUGUAGAUGGUCUAGUGGCAUCGUGUUCGUGGGACCGACGGAUGGUCGUAUGGAACUACUUUGGCGGACCGCCACGGUCGGCGUUACCAUAA